GCACGAAAUGGACACAGCUGGGACGAAUUGACUUGUAUUACACGUCCAUGUGUGGCUGUGGGGCGAGAUGUCCGGUGACCGAGAUAAGCUCGGUUUAGUUUCGGUCUUGUGUUUGAAGGCUAGCCGAAACAACCCGGAACUUAGUGACUAUUCUAUGUUGCAUGAGAUAUUUCAGAAAAAGCUCUUGUACACAUCUUAGUUCCUCGAUCUUCAAUAAAUCGUACACGAAACAGGACAGGAAAAGAGAAAUGCUGGGAGCUAUUGCUGGAGUGCCUGUAGGGCCUGGCCUUGUCAUCCACUUUUAUGGCAAGAAAAGAUUCGAAACAAAGCCACUCUUCAUCGCAGCAGAUAGCUUCCCAAUCUGCGCUGAAGAUGUAUGCAAGCGAUGUGCCGUGCAUCUGACAGAGAGUCUUGGCCGCUUCUAUCCACAAAACAAGAAUGUCAUUGGGCCGGCAUGGCUGCCAAUCUUUGGACUUUAUGGGGCCAACCACCAGCAGCAACUUUGGGUGCCAGAGUAUCAUAUCUUUGAACCAUCAGCCAGCCCUGGUCAAGAGUCAUUCUAUUUUCGCAUCAAAGUACGCUUUUCCAAGGACAAGCUGAAAUAUUACUUUGGAAUCAUCAGUGAUUAUCUUUAUCUGCAGGUUGCAGAUGACUUUAGAAAUGGAAGGCUGUGGUCACACUUUGAUGCUGAGAUAAACGAUGUGAGCAGCCUGAGCAGAAAUGUUGUCCUUGAACUGAUUUCCUCUGCAGGAUAUAGUGUGAUGAUUCCAGAUGAGACAAAGAUCUUAACAGCAGAGCUAAAGCAAAUAGUCAAACUACAGAACAUCAAAUCAAAGAUUAAAUUUGUUUGCUUCUGGAAAAAUGUUCCUAAAAACAUGCCACCAAAAUUGCAAGAAGAGUUUCGUCUGGACCCUUUGAUGAGAUACUUGAUGUUUGAACAUCUUAAAAGAGGUCUGGGUGAACUUUUUGAACUCUGGAAAACUUCAAACCUGGCUGCCAUGAGACAACAGUUUUUGGAAGACAUUUUCACUACCUAUGCCAAAAACUAUGGCCUGGAGCACUAUUCAGCCAAGAAAGUUUUAGGGGACCGAGUACAGGAAGUGGAUGUCAUUAUCCGACCAUAUGCAGUAGGUUGUCGUCCUGGACUUCACUUUGCAGAGACUCAUGUAUGCUCCCUUCAAGAUAUCAAUGACAUCAGAAUCUUGGAGAAUGAAAGUAGUGCAAGGACACAAAGUCGACAAGUUUUAAUCUAUCGAUCAAACAUGUUACCUUUGUUGCUGGAGUUUGACACUCGACAAGCUGCAGAGUCUUUUGUGUCUGUUCUUGAGACCUACCGCGGCUGCUGGUUAAUUAUUAUGAUUUCCUUAGCGUUCAGCAAGUCACUGUUCCCAGCGUGGAGGUCAUCAAAGUGUUGCGCAGCUUUGGGCCUCUCAGAAAAGAAGAAGCCAUUGUGAAGGUUGACCAAGGGGGUGCUGAGAUCAGUCACUCAAGUGCUGGCAACUACCUCAUCUAUCAAGACCAAGAGAAAUUUGACCUCUUUCAUGUGCUGGGGUCUACUAGCACUAGCAAC
Messenger RNA from Pomacea canaliculata, 1570 nucleotides. RefSeq lists its product as uncharacterized. The transcript has 8 exons. Gene Ontology annotation, biological process: intracellular signal transduction; cell differentiation; cell surface receptor signaling pathway via JAK-STAT. The record is from RefSeq and is a predicted model, not a curated record. Gene Ontology annotation, cellular component: cytosol. The coding region runs from base 162 to 1454 and encodes 430 amino acids. Lineage: Eukaryota; Metazoa; Mollusca; Gastropoda; Architaenioglossa; Ampullariidae. Gene Ontology annotation, molecular function: non-membrane spanning protein tyrosine kinase activity; cytokine receptor binding.